This is a messenger RNA of Aspergillus vadensis CBS 113365, 630 nucleotides long. RefSeq lists its product as uncharacterized. Lineage: Eukaryota; Fungi; Ascomycota; Eurotiomycetes; Eurotiales; Aspergillaceae. The record is from RefSeq and is a predicted model, not a curated record. Bases 1 to 630 code for a protein of 209 amino acids. The transcript is spliced from 2 exons.
AUGCCUCUUUUUCCCAUGGGUACGGGUGUCGCUCCUGAGGCAGACUCUUCCCAGAUGGAGUCCGACCCCGUGAAGAGAUCCCAGUCACCAUCUGCGGCGACGAAAAUCAAAAACCGGCGCAAGCGCUAUCUGGACAUGCACCCGGAGUAUUUCUCUGCUGAUCUCGAGCUAGCCGACCCGUUGCUGUAUGAUCGCUUAAUCCGUCGAUUCCAAACUCCAGCCGAAAGAGAAGCUGAAGGACGUGCCAAAGGCUUCUCAGGGGUGCUGCAAGCGGACCUAUGUAGAUCCGAGGCCAAGUUCGAGGCUCUUUCCCAUCCUGAUCCUCACGCCAUGUUCAGCUAUACUCGUGGUCCCAACGGAGAGAUCCUCGCGGAAGAUCGAGACGAAAUUCCCCCGAAUAAGGAGGAAGGGGAGAAGGCGUGGCGAUGGGAGAUGACCUUGCGGUUCCUAAGGGGGGAAGACGGCGAUUUCGAUUAUACCUCGGUUGAUGACAAUGACGAGUACGAUGAUUGGAACGUCGAGCAGGAAAAAUACUUUGACGAUGAAGAACCAGAGUGGCUUGUUGAAGGAGUAGAUGAUGGAGAAGUCAAGUCCCAUCUGCAAGGCGAAACCGGUAUCCAGGAUUUCUGA